Molecule: messenger RNA, 1704 nt
Organism: Maudiozyma barnettii
Lineage: Eukaryota; Fungi; Ascomycota; Saccharomycetes; Saccharomycetales; Saccharomycetaceae
Gene: NOC4
Product: ribosome biosynthesis protein NOC4
Exons: 1
Coding region: 1-1704 (567 amino acids)
Biological process (GO): ribosome biogenesis
Cellular component (GO): small-subunit processome; nucleolus; Noc4p-Nop14p complex
Source: RefSeq, a predicted model, not a curated record
AUGGCUAUGUCUAUUGAUGAUAUUAAAGCUACUGCAAAGAAAAUUACAUCUUCAAAUGAAAGAACUCACUAUAAUAGCAUUAUUACUCUGUUGAAUGAAUUUGAAUACGAUCAAGCAUCAUUUCAGGAUAAUGAACUUGUGGAACAGAAAUUAAGAUUUCUAGUAGUGGCUUUGUUCCAAAUAUUUAAAAAAAUGUUUGCUCGUAAUGAUUUAUCAAUGAGUACCAAACGUCCAGGUGCAAAUAACAACACUGCUACUGUACCAUUAGCUAAAUUUAAUGAAUGGUGUAGGAAAAUAUAUAUCAGCUUUAAAAUGAAAUUGUUGGCCACUAUUGGUAAUUUGACUAUAGAGACCUCGUUGGCUCUGGAUUGUCUAGAUCUUUACAUGCAAUUAUUAGAACUGGAAUCCGUACAUUUUGCAUCAAAGAAAGACGCCGCAUUCUUCCCAAAUAAAACUUUAAAGGCUUUAAUUGUAGCAUUAUGGAAAUCUAAUAUCAAUGAAAAUGAAAUCGAUCCAUCGAAUGGUCAAUCGGCAAAUUAUAUCUUAUUGGAAUUCUUGGAAAAGUACUAUAAACCAUUUGUUGAUAUUCAAUAUUAUUUCCAAUCGGAGUUCAAUUUAUUGUUGGAAGAUAAGGAUUCUUCUACCAGUACUACAGAACAAUACACUUCAAUGAAGAGUGCCGCCAAGUGGGUGACUUUAAUGAAUCAUGAUAGUCACAUGGAUUCUACUACUGAAGAACUAGAAGUGUUUGUAUCAAAUCCACCACAAGCCAUUGAAAAUGAAUCUAAAUUUAAAUCAUUGCUUGAGAAAAAUUGGUGUGCUAUACUUAAUGGCGAAUUAUCUUUACAAUUAUACAAGACCAUCCUAACUGUUUUACAUAAAAGAAUAAUCCCACAUUUCCAUACACCAACAAAACUAAUGGAUUUCUUAACCGAUUCUUAUAAUUUAUCUAACGACGAUAUGGAUCAAAAUGGUAUCAUUCCUAUAUUAGCUUUGAAUGGGUUAUUCGAACUGAUGGUGAAAAACAACUUGGAAUAUCCAAACUUUUAUCAGAAAUUGUAUCAAUUAUUGACCCCUCAACUAAUGCAUGUCAAAUAUAGGCCUAGAUUCUUUAGACUGAUGGAUGUAUUCUUAGCGUCAACUCAUGUGUCUGUCCACUUGGUAGCGUCAUUCAUUAAGAGACUCGCAAGAUUGAGUCUUUCAGCACCUCCUUCUGCAAUCGUCAUAGUGAUUCCAUUCAUAUACAACCUGUUGAAGAAACAUCCAAAUUGUAUGAUUAUGAUCCAUAAUCCAAAAUAUUUAUAUGAUCCUUUUCAAACACCAGAACAACAAAACGAAUUGAAAUUGGCUAAAAGUCAAUACGAGGACCCGUUUAAUAUGGAAGAACAAGAUCCAGAAUCUACAAACGCAUUUGGUUCCUCGUUGUGGGAAAUGGAUACAUUGACACAACAUUACCAUCCAAACGUAGCGUCGUUAGCUAAAGUGUUUAGCCAACCGUUCAAGAAGAUGAAUUAUAACAUGGAAGAUUUCUUGGAUUGGGGUUAUGAUUCCCUAUUGGCUGCAGAAUCAUCAAGAAAAUUAAAGAUCCUACCUGUUUUAGAAUAUGAAACAUUCGAUUCGAUCUUGGCAAACGAGACCAUUGACCAAAAAGAAGAAGAGGAUACCCCUGAUAAAUCGGUUUAUUUAUCGAGCGUCUCAUGGUAA